UAGGGGAACAUUAAUUUUGUGAUCGUUUUAAAAAUAUUGUGAUCUUAUCUUAUGUUAUAAAGUGACUAUAGUACUUUGAACAGAACACGUUAUGUGAUAUAAACAUACACAACAAAUCUAUUUAUUGAUUGAGCUAUAAUAGGAACCUGUAUUUCCCCCGGCUAUGUGUAUUGGAUCAUAUUUCUACUGAUAUGUCGCUUUACUAUACAUACAUACAUGCCGGCAUGACGGAAUACACUACAAAUGACAAUGUGUAUCUAGGAUGCUGACCAUGUCAUCGUUAAUUACAAAUAAUGACAUUCAGCCGGAUUAAAUCAAAUCACGCUUUGUUUUGGGAUUUUUAAAUACAGCCUAACCGAAACUGGAUUUAAUUCAAAUUAAUAUUGAUUUCUAAAUACUGAUUUCAAAAAAGAUUCUGGAGACGUAUAGUUUCCGAGACGACCCGAUGUCGCCCCGGGGUGGGGAACGACUUUUCUGUGCAGUCAGAUGGUCGGGCUGAUGUCCGUUUGGAAAUUGAUUUUUCUGAUUUUAUGGUCAAUUGGAUUUCUUAUAUUUACAUCUUGUGUCAAGGCUCCAACAUAUGAAUUUGACCUUCAGCUUUACCAGGUGGAUGAAACUUUGUUAGAAUGUCCAACAGGCUGGCUUAAAUUCAGGAAUCAGUGUUAUUAUAUAGUUCAAGAAGAAGCUACAUUUCAACAAGCUGACAUACUAUGUAAAAGGUAUGGAGGUCACUUGGUGAAGACAGAUGGGUACAAUAGUAAUCAAGGAAUUGGGAAGCUAAUUAGUAACCACAAUAUUAGUAAUGUGUGGAUUGGUUUACAAAGAAAGAAAUCUGGUAAAUUUUGGUGGUCCAAUGGGCAGCUAGCAGAGGCUGCUGAUGGGUUCUGGACAACCCAGCUACCCAUCCAAUCUACUGAAUAUGAUCUGUGUACUGUUAUGACAACAACUUUAACUGACAAUGGAGAAUAUCGUUGGACACUAAGUAAUUGUGAUAUAGGUUAUAGCUCUGUGUGUCAGACAUCAGCGUGUGUUGCAGGACAAUUCCGCUGUGCCGAUGGAAGUGGAUGUAUCAGUAGGUCAUGGAUUUGUGAUGGGAUUCAUCAGUGUUCAGAUAGAUCAGAUGAGCUGAUGUGUCCAGGUAGCUGUGGGGGUCACCUUCAGGGAAUAUUACAGACAUUCCAUUCACCUCAUUAUCCUCAAACAUAUCCUAAAUAUUCAUCAUGUAUAUGGAGGCUAGAAACUCCUGUAGGAACUAGAGUUCAUUUAAAGUUUGAAUCAUUUACAGUAGAAACAUUGUAUGAUAAAGUCAUAAUUCAUGAUGGCAGCUCGGAGAAGGAUCCGCUGGUAGGGACUUAUUCUGGAACUGACAAACCAAGUGUGCCAUAUUCAUCGUCCAAUUUUUAUCUAGUCAUAUUUCAAUCAGACCAGGACAAUCAAAUGUCUGGAUUUAAUGCAUCAUUUUCUGCAGUGCCGAUGGACAAAUGUGGAAGUGUAAUGAUUGCGUCUAGUAUAUCACAGUGGUUUGGAUCUUCAAACUUUCCUAAUUCCUAUCCCAACAAUAUACUGUGUGAAUGGAUCAUCAAGACAGGCAACUCAGUGGACCUCAUAUCAUUACAGUUUCACAGUUUUUCCUUAGAUACCUCAGAUUUUAUAGAGAUCAGACAAGGGGAAUCAAUUGACUCGCCAUUAUAUGGACGCUUUACCGGUGAUGAUAUACCUCCAGUAUUUAUUAGUACUAGUCACAGUUUUUUUAUCAGGCUAUAUACAGACUUCACCCAUACUGGUACUGGCUUUAAUGCAACAUAUAAAACAGGUUGUAAUAAUACAAUACUUCAAGGUUAUGCCAGAAUUAUGUCCCCUGGAUAUGGUAUUACCAAGUACCCAAACAGCAUAAACUGUGAUUGGACAAUCAGUGAUCCUCUACAAAGAAAUUUAUCUCUGGUUUUCAAUAAUAAUUUUGAUACAGAGAAAGGAUUUGAUAAUGUUACAGUUUAUACAAACAAUCAUACCUCCUAUACACAUGCAGGUCAGGGUGCUCCACCAGCCAUUACAACUCAGUCAGAGCAUUUCCAUGUUAACUUUAGUUCAGAUAGUCAAGUUAACAGGAAUGGCUGGGCCAUCACUGUGUCAUUUGAUUGUCCUACAUUAAAUUUAAGUGAUCAUCUACAAACUAAUUCAUCAAUUACAACAUUUGGUACAUAUGUACUGUUUUACUGUGAUAAUGGUUACCAGUUAGCUGGUACCAGUGUGCUUAUCUGUGAUAUUGGGGGAAGAUGGUCAACAUCUCCCCCUACUUGUAAAGUUAUGAAUUGUGGAUCACCUUCCAUACCAGUUGAUACCAAACUGGUUAGUGUGAGUUCCACAUCUUACCUUGGAAGAGCUGUAUAUAAAUGUAAUUCAGGGUAUAAAAUGUCUACCAAUGAUACCAGUAUAUGUCAGAGUAAUAGACAAUGGACAACACUAUAUUGUACAGAAAUUAGUUGUCCUAAGCUAGAUAUGACAGAGAAAUUAAUGUUAAAAUUCACCACAUCAGAAUCUCACUAUGUGUAUGGAGAUAUUGUAAUCUACGACUGUGAUAGUAACUACAGACUUAUAGGAGCUUCUAUGGUUUACUGUACAGAAAAUGGAAGUUGGUCAAAACCUACACCAUCUUGUAAACCACCUGUUUGUCCACCAGUGUAUAUACGGAAUGGUUACACUAAUGCUACAAGUAUUGUGAUGGGAGGGGACUUUAUGCAGGUGGACUGUAACAGUGGAUAUUCACUUACAGGCAACUCAAUUGUGUUCUGUGAUCUCAAUGGUGUAUAUACAGCAAUGCCAUACUGCAGUGAUAUAAAUGAAUGUGAAACAGGAAAUGUGUGUGGUGGUCACACUUGUCAGAAUACACCUGGAUCCUAUAGAUGUGUGUGUAAUCGUGGAUAUCAGAACCCACCAAACAGUUAUACUGUGUGCAAAGAUACAGAUGAGUGCAGUUCAUUUCCAUGCACAGGUAUAUGUGAAAACUUAAAUGGUAAAUACAGGUGUAACUGUAACCCACCACAGGAACUCUACACAGAAAAUAUAAUCAGAAUUGUCAAAAGAAAAGUACUCAGACCAAAUAGUACUUGUAUAGCUGUUUGUCCAAGCUUUAAUAUCAGCAAUGGUGGAGUUAUUGUAGCUGAUACUGUUCCCCUGUCUUCUGGUAACUACAUAGCCCCCACAACAGUUAAGAUACACUGUCCUCGGGGAACAGUACCAGACGGAUCAGUUGUUGUAGAAUGUCAACUGGAUGGAACAUGGAACAAUACUGUGACAAAGUGUAUAAAUCAUGAAUGUGAACGGUUGCUUGCCCCUGAUAACGGUGGAAUUUUUUAUUUAAAUGGGACCAGGGGCUAUAACUCUGUUGUACAGUAUUCAUGUAAAGAAGGAUAUGAAUUAUCUGGAGUUCAGUACAGAUUUUGUCAGCCUGUUAAUGAUACAAAACAGUUUGAAUGGACUGGAAUAGAACCUGUGUGCAAAGAACUCAAGUGCCCAGCAUUGCCAGAUCCAGCUAAUGGUCAAGCAAUGUAUGGCUCAACAAUUGUUGGUUCAAUAUUACAGUAUUCUUGUAACUGUGGAUAUCAUCUGAUUGGGUCAAAAGUCAGGAAAUGUCAGCCUGGUGGAUUAUGGGAUGGAAGAAAUGCAAUUUGUGCUCCAUCAACUGUAUGCCAGUCUCCAGCAAGCUCUGGUUUAAUAGUCAUGUCCAAUGUAUCACCAUUCUAUACAGUGGGGACAGAAGUUAGUUUCCAGUGCAAGAAACCUGGAUAUGAAAUAGCUGAUACAACACCGAUAAAAUGUGUCCUAGAAAGGCCAACAGAGAACAAACGACCUCAGUAUAACCUUAUGUUUGUGAUGAAGUUUCUGACACCUGGUAACUUUAACAAGUCAUGUGACAGUCACUAUGUUAAUGAAACUGUUGAAAUGUUCAAAGAUUUAGUGGAACAGACUUGUAAAGAUCCAUACAGACCAUUAACAACGAUUAAAACACUUGUUACUAGUGGUGAUAUUCUACAAAUAGAUCUGACCAUACAACUAUCAGAACCAAGGGAAGGUUCCUUUGACUUGGUGUGUAACUGUAGCACUGCUUUAAAUGAUAUUGUCAGCACAGGACUCAUACAGAACAACAUCAACAAUGUCACAUUCAAUGGUUCAGAAGAUACCAACUGUCCUACUGUCAGACUGAGAGCUGCAGACAGAGAUAAUAUCACCAGUACCAGUAAUUGGUCAUGUGAUGAAGGUUAUGACCUUGUACAUCACAAUGAAAUUUGUGUCAAAGACCCUAAACCUACCUGUGUAAAAUCUACAGACUGUCCAAAUGUAUAUGUUCCACCAACUUCAACACCAAGUACGACCAGAAUAACACCUACAUUGUCACCUGAAACAACAACACAGUGGAACUUUCCUAUCUCUCCUGUCAACCAAACUACUAACGAACUUCAAAGGUCAACUGCAAUUAGUACAGCAAGGUCACCCUUAGAAACUUUUACAAUGACACAAACUGCUGAGAUCACUACAGUAUCGGAAACUGAUGGUAAAAUAGAGACAACUAAAUUAACAUCUGUUGUACAAGAUACAACACAUAGAACACCAACUGUUCCAGGUGUAUCUGAAGUAACAUCUACAGAAUCGUCUAUCGUAGAUAAAACAGAAGUCACAACUGCCAUAAUUAGGACAACACAAAUGACACCAACAAUUCCUGUUGUUUCGAAAAUACCAUCUACAGAACCAUCCAUCUUAAAUAAAACAGAAUUGACAACUGCCAAUAUCAGAACAACACAGAAAACAGCAACACCCAAAGUAACUACUGAACAGCAAACAUCAGAUCAUCAUAUAACUGCUAGGAAUACAACAGACAACUCUACUCAGUUAUACAGUACAGCCAAACCUGUUGAGAAUACUCAACAUGCAUUACGCUCCACAGAGCCUUCUGAUGUAGUUACAACUCAAAAGCCCAUCACAGAUCCUUCUGAAACAACAAAAAUGUUAGUCACAACUUCUUCUGAGUCAGUAACAACACAAAAGUCAGUCACAAAUCCUUCUGAGUCAUUGACAACACUAAAAUCAGCCACAGAGCCUUCAAAGUCAGUAACAACACAUAAGUCAGUCACAGAUCCUUCUGAGUCUUUGAUAACACAAAAAUCAGCCACAGAGCCUUCUGGAUUGGUAACAACACAAAAGUCAGUCACAGAAUUGUUUUCUGAAAAUAUGACUACUGUAGUAAAUUCAACAGAAAAAUUUCAAACUUUAUCACAAGCAACAUAUAAUAAUUCAGAUUACACAACUCAAGAGUACAAUGAAACUAACCCAGCAACCCAUCAACCUACACCAACAAUACCUCAGAGCUUCACCACUGAUAUACCAGAAAAUACAACCGUUAAUGAAGUAACAGCCAGAGCAACAGAUGAUAAAAUGACAUCUCCAUAUAAUAAUAUCACCAAGAGAGAGGAUAUUGGCACCACCUCUGCUGGAAGAAAAAUAUUUACAGAUGCCACUAUAAAUACAACACAAGUUCCAACUCAAACACAAGAUAAUAUAACAGUAAGAGAAAUCCAGACACCAACUCAAAUACAAGAUAACACCACUGAACAAGUUUCUGUUACACAGACUGAACUACAAGAUAACACAACAGUAACAGCUCCUGUCACACAAACACAACUACAAGAUAACACAACCAGUAAUUCACAGCUAACAACCCAACCAUCUAUAACUAUGGAAAACAAGACAGAGAAUGUAAUGACAACAGAAAAAACAACACAAUCAAUGACAGAAACUGUCUCUGAAGUUACUACACAGGCAGGAACUACUACCAUGUCUCAAAAUAACACUGAAUUACAAGUGUCACAGGCAGUCACUGAAAUGGUAACUAAUGCAAAAACCACAGCUGACCUACAACCAAAUACAGUCAAAACUACAGCUGACCAACAACCAACUACAGUCAAAACUACAGCCAACCAACCAAAUACAUACAAGACUACAGCUGACCAACAAAUUACUACAGCUAAAAUUACAGCUGAACAACAACCAACUACAGUCAAAAGUACAGCUGACCAACAACUUACUACAGUCAAAACUACAGCCAACCAACCAAAUACAGACAAGACUACAGCUGACCAACAAAUUACUACAAUAAAAACAACAGCUGACCAACAAUUAACUACAGUCAAAAGUACAGCUGACCAACAAUUAACUACAGUCAAAACUACAGCCAACCAACCAAAAACAGACAAAACUACAGCUGACCAACAAUUAACUACAGUCAAAACUACAGCAAACCAACCAAAAUCAGACAAAACUACAGCUGACCAACAACCAACAACAGUCAAAACUACAGCUGACCAACAACCUACUUCAGUUAAAACUACAGCUGACCAACAACCAACUACAGUCAAAACUACACCUGACCAACAACUUACUACAGUCAAAACUACAGCCACACAACCAAAUACAGUCAAAACAACACCUGACCAACAACCAACUACAGUCAAAACUACACCUGACCAACAACCAACUACAGUCAAAACUACAACUAGCCAACCAAAUACAGUGAAAACAACAGCUGAUCCUGAGAUCACAACACAGGUUCUGACUACCCCUGGUAUAACAAUUCCUACAACUACUGCACCAAAGUAUGUAAUAGAGAUGACAGCUGUUCUGAUCCCAGCAAAUCUAAGUCAGCCAUGUAAAGCAAAUAUCAACACGGCCAUUUCAGACAUACUCAGUUCCACAGCGGGUGUUAGUAAUUCUCUACAAAACACAAAGACAUGCUCCAAAUAUAACAUCAAAGUUUUCAUUGAAACAGCAAUAAACAUGACAAUAUCUACAGUAAAAGUAACAAAGAAAUACAGUUUGGUUGGACAAACACAAGCCAUUCUGACACCAUGUGGACAGGAUAUUGAUGACAAGCUAUUAUUAGAACUAAGAGAAAGUCUGAGUAAUCUCCCCUCACAGACUAUAUGUCUGCAGUCAUUACAGGAGACAAGCAUCACUGCCAGUCUGUGGAAGUGUAGUGAUGGCUAUGUCAUGGAUAGAUCCGGAGAACUUUGUCAUAUUGUUACUCUGACAACAGACUCUGUUACCAUAGAAACAACUACUGCUGUAGUGUCCACGACAACUGUGCCACCAAAAGUCACGACAGCUGUUAUAACUGUGCCACCAACAACAAUCAGUUCUACAACUACCCCACCAACCACCACCACUAUGAUGAAACCAACCACUCAAGGAACCACACUCCCCCCUACUUCUGCAGCAUUUUACCUGAUACAGGUAGAGGCAGUAUUUACAGGUACUAACUUAACAUGGGAUGGAUGUAUUACUGCUACAAGAACCCAGAUUGAAGAAAAAGUAGAGAGCAUUAGUACGAGUAUCAUAAAAGGUUUAAACAAGGACUGGAAGCAAUGUACUAAACAGUCGGAUAUCGUCCUGUUAUCUCAGACAGGAAAAAUAGCUGUCACCCCAGAUAGACUAAAACUGAAAAUUCAGUAUCCCUCGGUACAUAGGCUUGAACUGACAGCACCAUUUGCCAUCCAGAGUCCAAGUGUAGCUACAAGCAUCGUUACAGAUUGUGCCAGCAAUGGUGUUCAAGGUCAUAUCAAUUCCAAAUUCCAUGGACUGCUGCAAGAAAUAAAUCCAGGAGUCUGUUUUGUCACACUUCAAACUUUUGAGAUUCCAUUCUCCGAUUGGUCUUGUAAUGACAAUUACGAGUAUGAUCCGACCUCAGAGAUUUGUCGAUUGAUUCAGACUACAAAAAGUCAAACUACAACACCUUCACCUUCUAAUACAUUAAUGGCCAGUGACAUCAAAUAUUUUAUUCCUCAUGGUGUACUAUCAUUGUCAAUACAGUUUUCACAUCUAUCCAUUCAGAAUGAAGCUUUUUGUCUGACAGAGUAUAGGAACUUAUUGGUAUCACUAAUGCAGAGUCAGACAUCAUUGUUUAACAAUGGAAACAUGGUUAACGCAAAGAUAUAUUGUGCAGACAUUUAUAUCAGCUUAUAUGGAAUAGACAGUAUGGCCGAGGAUGUAGUAUUGUCGGUGUCACCUGGUAUGUUGAAUGGCCAGGUUGCUGUUAAAUUGUUUGCCACUUCAAGUAGCUUUACCAGUAACGCAAGUUAUAAUUCAUGCAUUGGUUGGAUAGCCUCUAAACUUAUGAAUGUCAGCAGCUAUGCACUGAUUGGUCAAUCCACUCUUCCAUCAUCUAAUGCUACAUUGUGUAGUAAUGUGACAUUGAAUAAUGUUUCUAUUACUAAUGUUGCUUUUGACUGUACUACAGGAUACCAGAAGGCCUUAUAUAAUUCAUACUUCCUAUGUCUUAGAGAUGAUCGUACAAAGUACAUAGCACCUUUACUUUUGUCAUACCAAUGGCACCAACUAAGUAGUAAACCGUGUAUAAACAGUUUGAUGACCAGACUUUCAGCAGAGUCCAUUCCAUUUGUACAACAGUAUGCUAAGCAGCCAUCUUGUCCCUCAGACAUUAUUCUACAGCAGAAUGGUACUGUUACAUCGUCCUUCAGUAGUAAUUAUUCUCAUGGUAAUAUUACCAUAGCUUAUGAACUGAGCAGCCAGACAGAAACUGCAGGAUCAAUUUCAGCAUUUUCAUUGUGUGCAGUUACAAUUCUUCAAGAAGCAAGGACAUACUUUGAACAGAAAUCAUCUGAAAUAUUUAGCUCAGAGAAGGUUAUGGAGUCUUGUGGAUCAACACAGCCAGUAGUAACCAUGCCUGUUGUUAGUGGUCAUUACAUAUGUCCUAGUGAGAAAAUGUGGGACCAGAUCAAAAAUCAAUGUAUCAAUCCAGAAAAUGAUACAGAAAUAAUAAAUGGAACCUUAACUUCAGUAUCUUCAUUUUCUAUCUUGAAAACACAACAAUUUGAAACCACCUCUGAUCAGUCUGUUACAAGUCCCACUAUUAAACAAAAUGAUGUAACAUUAGCCCAAACAACACAAGAUCAACUAAAAAUUACAUCAAACUCAAUAAGUUCUACUGACAAACAAAUCAAGGAAGAAGAAAUAAGUUCAGCACAAACAGUACCAUUCGGAACAACUCUGAAUACAAUAGAAGUAGCAACCACAGGAAAAUCAACUGACACAACACAAACUUUUUAUGGUACAACUGUUAUUACAAAUACCUUACAUAUAAACAAAUUAAUGACAUCAGAGUAUAUCCCUUCAAUACCAUCUACAGCCGUCAUAUCUGUACUAACAACUCCAAUAUCUACAACUGCAACAUCACCAACCACAACUGAAACAUCUGGAACAUCACCAACCACAACAGAAACAACUGUAACAUCACCAACCACAACUGAAACAUCUGUAACAUCACCAACCCCAAUAACUACAACUGUAACAUCACCAACCACAACUGAAACAUCUGUAACAUCACCAACCCAAAUAUCUACAACUGUAACAUCACCAACCACAACUGAAACAACUGUAACAUCACCAACCCCAACUGAAACAUCUGUAACAUCACCAACCACAACUGAAACAUCUGUAACAUCACCAACCACAACUGAAACAUCUGUAACAUCACCAACCACAACUGAAACAUCUGUAACAUCACCAACCCCAAUAUCUACAGCUGUAACAAUACCAACCAAUACUAAAUCACAUGAAACAACACCAAAAACAACUGAAAUAUCAGUAACAAUACCAACACCAAUAUCUACAACUGUAACAACACCAACAACAACUGAGGCAUUUGUAACAUCACCAACCACAACUGAAACAUCUGUUACAUUACCAACCAUAACUGAAGCAUUUGUAACAUCACCAACUACAACUAAAACGCCUGUAAUAACACGAACCACAAAUGAAGCAUUAGUAACAUCACUAAAUACAACUGACACAUUAGUAUCAUCACCAAACACAACUGAAACAGUUGUUACAUCACCAACCACAAUUGAAACAUUUGCAACAUCACCAUCCACAUCUGUAGCAUUUGUAACAUCAACUGAAUCAUUUGAAACGUCACCAACUACAAGUAAAACAUCAGGAACAACAGCAACCACAACUGAAAUAUCUGUAACUACACUAACCACAGCAGAAACGUCUGUAACAACACCAACCCCAAUAUCUACAACUGUAACAUCACCAACCACAACUGAAACGUUUAUAACAUCACCAACCAUAACUGAAAUAUCUGUAACUUCACCAACCACCGCUGAAACGUCUGUAACAUCACCAACCCCAAUAUCUACAACUAUAACAUCACCAACCACAACUGAAACAUAUAUAAGAACCCCAAUCCCAAUAUCUAUAACUUCAACAUCUGUAACAACACCAACAACAACUGAAAUGCCAGUAACAACAUCAACCACAACUGAAACAUAUGUUACAACGCCAACCACAACUGAACCAUCUGUUCCAACACAAAUCACAACUGAAACAUCUUUUCCAACAACAACUGGAACAUAUGCAGCAACGUUAACAACAACUGAAAUAUCUGUAACAACACCAACAACAGCUGAAACAUAUGUGACAACACCAACAACAACUGAAAUAUCUCUAACAACACCAACAACAGCUAAACAAUCUGUAGAAGCACCAACAACAGCUGAAACAUCUCUGGCAACACCAACCACUACUGAAGAUUCUGGAACAACACCAACUACGAGUGAAACAUCUGUAACAACACCAACUACAAGUGAAACAUCUGUAGCAACACCAUCUACAAGUGAAACAUCUGUAGCAAUACCAACUACAAGUGAAACAGCUAUAACAACAUCAACUACAAGUGAAACAUCAAUAGCAACACCAACAACAAGUGAAACAUCUGUAAUAACACCAACAACAAGUGAAACAUCUGUAAUAACACCAACUACGAGUGAAACAUUUGUAACAACACCAACUACAAGUAACACAUUUGUAACAACACCAACUACAAAUGAAACAUCUGUAGCAACACCAACUACAAGUGAAACAUAUGUAGCAACACCAACUACAAGUGAAACAUUUGUAACAACACCAACUACAAGUAACACAUUUGUAACAACACCAACUACAAAUGAAACAUCUGUAGCAACACCAACUACAAGUGAAACAUCUGUAGCAACACCAACUACAAGUGAAACAUUUGUAACAACACCAACUACAAGUGAAACAGCUAUAACAACAUCAACUACAAGUGAAACAUCAAUAGCAACACCAACAACAAGUGAAACAUCUGUAAUAAUACCAACAACAAGUGAAACAUCUGUAAUAACACCAACUACGAGUGAAACAUCUGUAACAACACCAACUACAAGUGAGACAUCUGUAAUAACACCAACAGCAAGUGAAACAUCUGUAAUAAUACCAACCACUACUGAAUUACAUGUGCCAAUAACAACAACUGUAACAUCUGAGGCAAUAACAACUUUAACUAAAAUGUCUAUAACAACACCAACGACAACUACAUCACUUGUUGACACUUCAACAAUAGAACAAGAUGAGGCAACAACAACUAAACAUGUUGACACUGCAACUAUUACACAUGCUGAGGCAACAGCUAAAAUACUUUUUGACACUUCAACCAUAACACUUGAUGAAGCAACAUCUACAGAACUAGUUAAAAUUUCAACAAAAGCAAAAGAUGAUGCAACAACUAUAGAACAUGUUGACACUUCAUCCAAAGCACAAGCUGAGGCAUCAACUUUAAAACAUGAUGACACUUCAACUAUAAGACAUGAUGAUGCAACAACUACAGAACAGGUUGGCACUCCAACAAUAGCACAAGCUGAGGCAACAAUAGUACAAGAUGAGUCAACAAUUACAGAACAUUUUGACAAUUCAACAACAAUACAAAUUGAUGCAACAACUAAGAAAUAUGUUGACACUACAACAAUAGGACAUGUUGAAGUAACUUCUAAUAAACAUGUUAACACUGAAACUAUAGUACAAUUUGAUACAACAACUAUAGAUGUUGACACGUCAACAAUCGCACAAGAUGAUGCAAUAACAGAACAAGUUAGUACUACACCCACAUAUCAAAAUGAUACAGCUACAUUGCAAACAAGUACCCCUUUACAAAUAAAUACAGCUUCUCUUUCAACCUUAAUAACUACAGCCUCACUUUCAACUCAAAAAACUACAACCUCAUUUUCAACACAAAUAACUACAGCCUCACUCUCAACACAAAUAACAACAGAAGAGACUGAUCCUCCAAUUUGUUAUGAAUGCAAUGAGAAAAAGAAUGAUGAGAGUUGUAAUCAGAUCACAAAGCAAUGUCAACAGGGAGAAUCAUGUCAAACUCUGGUUGUGUAUUUCAAGAAGAAAGCUAUCAUAACAAAGAAGUGUGCCAAUUUGUGUGAAGCUAGUCUGGUUGACAUUGCAUGCGACCCUACUGAUUAUGAUACCACAUGUAUUUAUUGUUGUGCUGACAAUUUGUGCAAUACGGAAACGUCUUUCCUUGACUGGCAAGAUGGAAGAAAGAAGAGAAAAAAAAGAUCAACAGUACAUACUGGAAUGAAUAGAUCAAAGAGAUCAGUGGAAGUACUGACAACAACUACAGCAUUCUGGAAUUCAUCAGUCCCUAAUUGUAUAGAUGUAAAGCCACCAGUAUUCCAGAACUGUCCAACAAAAGAUAUCAUAGUCAACAAGGAGCUGUGGGGACCAGUAUUUGUAAACAUAACUCAACCAACAGCAGUAGAUAACUCUGGUAUCAGUCCAAAAAUAACAGUCACACCUGAGGAUUUUAGACAGCCAUAUCUGUUCAGAGAGAAUACCACUGUAACAUUCAGUGCUGAGGAUCAUGCUGGAAAUUCUGAACAGUGUGAAAUCCAUGUUGUAUUGAUAGACAUACAUCCUCUCACGAUCAGAUGUCCUGUAGAUGUUAUCUAUAUCCCAUAUGCUACUAACAACGAUGUGGUCAAUAUAACAUACAGCAGUCUAGGUCUUGUGGCCUCCAGUAGUGCCACACAUAUAACAUACCAGCCACCAAUCGGUACUAGUAUCAAGAUAAAGGAACAUGUAGAGGUCAAGGCUACAGCACAUGGUUCUAAUGGCAACACUGCAUCAUGCAACUUUACUUACGAAGCUACUAGAGAUGACCAGAUUCCAAAGUACAAAAUAACAGUAGUAUAUAGUGCCACCAAUAAGCAGGAUACAAAUCCAGCUGAUUGUCCGAUGAAGUAUGGCACAGAACUCAUUCAUAAAAUACAGAACCUAUCAGUGGCAGAAUGUAAUGACAAAUUUAUGCUCAUGCCAAGUUUUACUGUUCAUCAGGACAAAAUAGUUGUGGAUAUAUCUGUCAUGUUUAUGAAUUUCAAGACAUUGAAUUUUGAUUCCAUGAAACACUGUGGUAAUUUAAAUGCACAAGAGAUGAUAGAUGCUGGAAACCUUACAUUGGCUCCCUCUGGUUGUGAACAGUUAGAACUUAUAUUCAUCGAAGAGGAGACAACUCAGGACUACCUUUGUGAAAGUAAUUUUACAGUCCUCAAUAGAACCAGUAAAUACUGUACAUAUUGCCAUAAAGGCACCUUCAGUAAUCAGACAAGUGGACAAUGUGAAGUUUGCCCAGUAACACAGGACACUUUACCUAUAGAAUGUAUGCCUUGUUCGGAAGAUAGUUCAGUUUGUCUAGAUGUUUGUAAACCAGGAGAAUAUUCCCCAACUGGAUUACAACCCUGCACCAAAUGUUCUGUUGGUACCUACACUGAUACUUACAAUUCUACUAUAUGCCAGUCUUGUCCACCAGGGAAUUCCACCUUAAGUACAGGAACAAACAGUCUACAUUAUUGUAUAGAUGAAUGUCCAAUGGGGAGAUACAGUCAUACAGGUCUUAUUCCAUGUCAGCCAUGUCAAAAGAUGUAUUACACUGAUAAAACAAGGUCCAAGUCAUGUACAGAAUGCCCUCCUGGUCAAGUAACUGCUUCAACAGGAAGUGCUACAGUUAAUCAGUGUUAUGAUCCUAAAGUAUGUUCUAAUGAUAUUUGUAUUAAUGGUACCUGCAUGCCAAUGGACAGUGGAAGACAUUUUGUUUGUGAUUGUUUGCCAGGAUUUAUUGGUGCUGUGUGUGAUGUUAAUGUACAAGAAUGUGACAGUAACCCAUGUGUUAAUGGUGACUGUGUAGAUGAAAUAAACAGCUACAGUUGUACAUGUUAUCAAGGUUAUACAGGACACAAUUGUGAAACCAGUAUCAAUGACUGCUCCCUGAAUACCUGUAGCAAUGGUACAUGCAUUGAUGGUGUGAAUUCAUCUACCUGUCUCUGUUAUGAUGGAUUUACUGGUGAUAGUUCUUGUGUAGAGAAGACUGAAUGUGAUCCAAAUACUUGUGAACAUGGUGGUCUAUGUAUAGAUUUGAUAGACGACUUCAUCUGUAACUGUUCUGGUACAGGUCAUGUUGGAAAGAAUUGCAGUAUGUUACCUGAGAGAUGUUAUAAUGGAUCUUGCUUAAAUGAUGGAGUUUGUCAUCCACAUGUCAAUGGUUAUAGCUGUUCCUGUGCUCAAGGGUAUACAGGAGAAUACUGUCAGAUCAACAUUGAUGAAUGUCAAGGCAACUAUUGUAGAAAUCAAGCUGUCUGUGUGGAUGGGGUCAACUCUUAUACUUGUCUUUGCCAGCCAGGUUACAAUGGUUCCCAGUGUAAUUACAACACUAUGUGUGAUACCAGUCCUUGUGUGAAUGGAGCAUCAUGUCAGACUACACUGACUGGUUUUAUGUGUAAUUGUUCACUAGGUUACUCUGGUGUAUUGUGUGAAGUAAACAUAGACGAAUGUAAACAGAAUAAUUGUAAUCCUGAAACAUCACAGUGUGUAGACCAGAUAAAUAGUUACACCUGUAAUUGUCUACCUGGAUGGACAGGUGAAUUUUGUGAUGAGCCUACAAAUGAAUGUCUAUCAAGUCCAUGUGCUCAUAGCAGUCAGUGUUUUGAUCAUGAAAACCAGUUCUCCUGUUCUUGUGUUGAUGGAUAUACUGGUCACAACUGUUCAACCCAGGUUAUUGGGUGUGAUUCACAUCCCUGUUACAAUGACGGCCAGUGUUUAGACCUAGUAAAUGGCUAUAAAUGUACAUGUAAGGGGAGUUUUACUGGAAAUCAGUGUGAGAACCAUAUAGACCUGUGUGUCGGAUAUCCUUGUUUACACAAUGGUACAUGUCAAGAACUGGUGAACACCUUUAUAUGCAAAUGUGAAGUUGGAUGGACGGGCAGUAGAUGUGAAUCAUUGAUAGAUAACUGUGUUAGCUUACCAUGUUACAACAAUGCUGUCUGCAUCAAUGGUAUCAACCAAUACACUUGUGUUUGCAAACCAGGUUAUACUGGAAGUCACUGUCAGCUGGACAUUGAUGAAUGUCUUACAGAUCCAUGUCUUCAUGAAGGAGUUUGUACAAAUCUGAUUGGUGGAUAUUAUUGCACAUGCCCAGAUGGGUAUACUGGAACAGAUUGUGCUGACCUUGAUAUUCCAUGUCCUUCAUGUCAGAAUGGGGCUAUUGAUUGUUUUAAUGGAGAAUGUGUCUGCCUACCAGGCUUUAUUGGUCCUGAUUGUGGUAAAGAGGUAAACCCUGACUUUGAUUUGUAUUUCCAUGGUAACAAUAGGAUAGAUACAGGUGUUAAAAGAAUAAAGAAUAGAAACCAGUUUAGUGUGUGUCUAUGGUACAAGGCUUUUGGUCUGGUGUCAUCUAUGCCUGUUCUAACUCUAGUGGCUGUAAAUGGUAUUAGGGAAGAUGAUGUUUUAAGUAUAUACAGUGACCGUAUACACCUGUCCUACUUCAGACAGACAGAGUUCAACAUAUCAGUGACACCAGGAUCAUGGAAUCAUUUAUGUGUAACUUGGGAUAGCCAUGAUAGUGGACACUGGUCAGUUUAUAUUAAUGGUUGGAUACAGGUAGAGGGCAAUGAAUUUGGUAAUGGUCAAGAACUUCCACAAAGACAAAAACUUGUAUUUGGACAAGCUACAGAAAAUCCUAACAGUACAUUUCAUGGUAUGAUUAGUCAGGUGAAUUUGUAUGAUACUGUACUGAAUGAGUCUGAGAUUACAAAUGGAGGUAAAAACUGCUCUAUCAGUAUGCCAGUAGGGUCAGUAUUUAGGUGGCAAGAAUUUACCAGCUUUAUCAGCACAGAAACUGCAGGUGUGAAUGUGAUUGAACCAUCUCUAUGUGGAAGUGAGGAAUGUCCCUUAAGUUAUGAAGGGGAAUGGUGUAAUACAACUGAAGAUACGGAGGCACCAACAGUAAUAUACUGUCCAGAAUAUAUACAAGUUGUUACUGCUAACAGACUUAAUAUUGUGAAUUGGACAGAGCCUCAGUUUAGAGAUAAUGUAGGGAUCAUCAAUGUAGUACAGACACACAGAUCAGGUCAAGUGUUUGCCUAUGGAGAGUAUGAUGUAAUGUAUAUUGCCUAUGACUCAGAGAAUAACACAGCUAUCUGUAGUUUUACCGUGUAUGUUAUACCAUUUAAUUGUUCCUUGCCUGCACCACCAUCUAAUGUGAUCUUGACAUGCUCUAGCUGGUCGGAGGGUUUACAAUGUUCUGUCAAAUGUCAAAAUCCCAAAGUUCAGAGCUUUGUAGAGGAAGUACCACCAUUUUAUAAAUGUGGUCGUGAAGGAUUCUGGGACCCACCCAGAGGGAGAGAAUUUAACUUCCCUACUUGCGCUGAAUCUUCCUCCCCUGACGGAACAAUAAAAGGAGAGUUAGUAUAUCUAGGACCUCCCUGCACACUCAGUUCUAAACAGAUACUUAAUGAGAGCUUUGUUAAAAAUAUGAACAAUUGGAACAUGGAAUUUGGACUGUGUCCGGAGAUUGGUUGUAAUUUUUCCAACAUAACUAUAUUAUGUAUGUCAUCAGGAAAAAGACGGAAAAGAUCAACAAAAUCUACAUAUAAUGUUACAUUUGACAUUCCAGUAAAUGGGAGCUUAAUGAGUGAUGGGGUAAAUGCCUUGCCAUUGACCCAGUUAGAGACCAUGAUUAAGAAUGAGGAAUUCAACACAGAUGAUUUCUCCUGUGAUGCAGAGAAACUAGUGGUUAAACCAUACAUCAAAUGUCAGAUAGGACAGAUUCUUCUUGACACAACCUGUGUGAAUUGUAUUAGAGGAACAUAUUAUGACAACACCAAUGAAGUAUGUGGAGUAUGUCCUAGGGGUCAGUAUACAGACCAGGAUAGGCAGACAUCAUGUAAAUCAUGUGAUGCAGGACACACAACAGAAAGUUCAGGGACAACCAGUGCAACACUUUGUUAUAAAUCUUGUACCAUUGGAAAUUUUUAUGACAAGACACUCUCAGACUGUAAACCCUGUGAGAGAGGCUACUACCAAGAUGAAACAGGAAAGACAACUUGUAAAUCAUGUGGAAAUGGGCAGACAACUGAGAAUACAGGAUCUACUUCAGUGACAUACUGCCAAAAUUCCUGCAGAGCUGGUACAGAGUUGUCAGUGUCAGGUACAUGUGAACUUUGUGCUCAAGGUACAUAUAAAUCUGAUGACAGUCAGGACACUUGCCAGCCUUGUCCUUAUGGUUAUAGUACACACAAUAAAGGUGCAACAUCAGUUCAACAAUGUUCAGUUGUUUCCUGUCCACCAGAUUAUAAAUAUGACAGUACAACAGAGAAAUGUGUAGUUUGUCCUCCAGGUUACCAUCAACCUUAUCAAGGUCAAAGCUACUGUAUACCCUGCACUAAAUUUGAUAAGGAUAUAAGAAAAUGUUCCACUGGUGAGAUAGAUGAAUGUGCUAUACAUCAGGAUAACUGUGAUGAUAAUGCUGAGUGUACUGAUACUACAGACUCGUUUGAAUGUCAAUGUAAAUUUGGCUUCAAGGGAAAUGGAACAACAUGUAUUGAUAAAUGUAUUGGAGCAUGUUAUGGAUACAAUGCUUGUAUCAUUGACAACAGUGGUGAACCUCAGUGUAAACAAGAUACCUCAGAUACAUUCCCAUUGAUAGCUGUGGCAGGCGGAGGAGCAUCAUUUGUAUUGAUAAUAAUCCUGAUGAUUGUAAUUGGUGUCUGUAGAAGAAGGUCUAACCAAAAGAAAAGAAAAGAAACACCCCAUAACUACCAACAUAUGGACAGAGUUCACCGUGAAUUGGAGGUGGUUACUUAUCCAAGAGGUUUACCAAGAACAGUACAAUUCAGAAAUAAUCCUGCUUAUUCAGACUCAGAUCUGUCUGAUCCAACUGCAUACCAUAGAGGACAAGCAUCAGCCCCAAUAUGGGCGAGACCAGUCUUCCCUGACCAUGAGGACUUAUCCAAGUAUAGUGAAACAUCAUUGAAAAGACCACUUAGACUAAGAAUAACCCAGGAGAUGAAAAAUGAGCAACAAUUUGAGAUUGAAAGUAACAAGAGUUGGCAUGAUUCAUCACCUGGGUCUAGUCUGAGUCAAUACCGAGAUGAUACACACCACUCCUCCCCUAACUCAAGUAUAAGUAAAUAUAGAGUGGACUCUAAUCCUAAGGACUCCUCUCCAAGCUCAAGUAUUAGCCAGUACAAGGAGGACUCACUUCAUAAGAAUGAUAGUCCUAUAUCUAACAAGAGUGACUUCUCAGAUUCUUUUUUCUGAAUAGGGAAACGAGAAUAACAACUUCAGAAAUAAUCCAGUUGAUGAGUCAGCCAAUUGUUAGCUGAUUUGAAACACAAUGUGUUUUCUCAAAGUAAUUUCUUACCAGACAAGAAAUGGAAAACAUUAUUCAUGUAAGGAACAGAUGGUUCCGAAAUGACAAUAUAAGAAACUCCAAAUUAAACCAAGAAGAGACAGUUUUCAUUAAAAAAUCAAACGAAACAGAAUUAAGAGACUGGUGAAAUAUAAAAGGAAGAUUACUUUUAUCAGAAAAUAAGCUGAUAAUGAAAUGUUGAACAAAAAUCACGCCACAUAAUCUAUUAGGUAAAAACUGUUUCAUAAAACCUAUGGCCUCAGUCAAACAUUUAUUUUGAAAUGAAACUGAAAAAAUGUGAUUUUGCUUGCCAAUUAAUCAACAAAUGCAAUUUCAAAAUAUGAAGAAAAGAGAGAUUGUGAAAAUGUUUGUUUCCAACAAACAUACAUGACUCAACAGAGCUACUGUACAUACAUGACUCAACAGAGCUACU
Messenger RNA from Mytilus trossulus (common blue mussel), 18992 nucleotides. RefSeq lists its product as uncharacterized. The transcript has 74 exons. Bases 487 to 18468 code for a protein of 5993 amino acids. Gene Ontology annotation, molecular function: protein binding; calcium ion binding. The record is from RefSeq and is a predicted model, not a curated record. Lineage: Eukaryota; Metazoa; Mollusca; Bivalvia; Mytilida; Mytilidae.